UAUGCUGUAAGAGUACUAUGACAAGAAGGUCUUGUUUCUUACUGGAUGCACAGGUAGAAAUGAAAACUAAUUUUUAUAGGGUUUGUUGGUAAAGUGUUAUUAGAAAAGACCUUGCGUUGUCUUCCAAACAUAGCUUGUAUUUAUGUGUUGAUAAGAUAGAAAAAGGGAAGCAAUUUAAUGGAAAGAUUCAAAAGAGAGAUUCUGGACUCUUAGGUAAUAACAAUAUUAUUAAUAUUUAGUGCUUUGAUAGAUUGAGAAAGACAUAUGGAAGUGGAUUUGAGAAAUUUAUUAGUGAAAAAAUAUAUCCUAUAGAAGGAGAUAUGUUAAAGGAUGGUUUAGGUUUAUCUUAACAUGAUAAGCAAAUAAUAAUUAAUAAUGUCAAUGUAAACAAAAAAUUACAAUAGAUAGAUAAUAAUUAAUUGUGCAGCCAGUGUUGAUUUCAAUGCAAGAUUAGAUGAUGCUAUAUUAAUCAAUGUAAGAGGACCUUAGAGAUUUAUAGCUUUAGCAUAAUAAAUCAAAAAUUUAGAAAAUUUUAUUCAUAUUUCAACAGCUUAUGUAAAUUCAGAUAAAGGAGGUUAUAUUGAAGAAAAAAUUUAUAAUCCAGGCUAAGAGAAUUUAGAAUAGUUAGUCACUUAAUUACUUAAAACACCUGUCAGCAUCUUGGAAAAGAAUGUAAAAGACAUAAUUGGAGAUUUUCCAAAUACAUAUACAUUUACAAAAUGUAUUGCAGAAAAACUAUUAGUCUAAACAAGAUCUCCGAAUUUUCCAUUGACUUUUGUAAGACCCUCUAUAGUAGGUGCAUCAUGGAGAGAUCCAGUCCCAGGAUGGAUUGAUAGUUUAGUGGCCAGCAGUGCAAUAUUUUUUUUUGUUGGCUUAGGAUUAAUUAAAACAUUAAAUGGGGAUGAAUGCCUAAUUGGAGAUUAAGUGCCUGUUGACCAUGUAUCAGACUUUAUUUUAACAGUUGGAGCAUAUUAAAAUGGGAGAAAAGAGGUUUCUGUAUAUCAUUGUUGUUCUUCAGCCAAAAACCCAAUGACAUGGGCUUUGGCUAAAGAAGUAAAUGCUUAAUUUUGGACAAAAUCUCCAAGUUCUCAAUAAUUCUCUAAACCUAAUUUAACAUUUUAUAAAAAUGAAAAGUUAUAUAAACUUAUGACUAAAAUAAAAAAUACUCCUGCUUUAAUGUAUUAUUAGAUUGCUAAUCGGAUAGGAAAUAAGGAAAUGAAAAUAUAAGCGAAGAGAUUAAAGAAAAUAAUAGAAAGAGCUGAAUCAAUAAAUGAAACAUUUAAACCAUUUGUUAUAAAUGAAUGGAUAUUUGAAAGUUCCAAUAGUAAUUUAUUAAUUAAAUUCUUGAGUGAAUCUGAAAAGUAAUAUUUUAAUGUUGAUAUUGAAAAAUUGAAUUGGAGAAAAUAUUUAGAGAGAUUUAAUUGGGGAAUCCAAAAAUAUAUAUUAAAAGAUUAAACUAGAGAACUAAAUGAGUAAAGUACUGAUGUUUUAUCUUAAAGAAAUUAAUAAUCUUAUUUUAGUGAUAUUGAAUGGUGUCUGAGUAAUGGAUAAGAUUUUAAAACAAAAACUGCAAAAGAAUAAAUUAGUUUAGUAAUGAAUUCAUAAAGAGUACAAUCUGUAAUCAAAUAAUUGGUGGAAGAAAAAGCAAAAAAAUAUUAAUCUGCUACUCUUAAUCUAGAGAAAUUCCAUUAAAAUAUUGAAAAAUAAGGGGUUGACAUUUGUGAAGUUAUGUUUGCUAAUUAUAAUAUGGGAGUAAUCCGUAUUUUUGCUUGGUUUAUAACUAAAGUUUUUAGACAAAUCUAUGAGAAAGUUCAAAUAAAUGAAUAGGCUUUAUUAGAAUUACAAAAUUAUAAUUAAAAAGAAGGUGGACCAUUAAUAUUUAUGCCAACCCAUAGAUCCUACAUUGAUUUUAUUAUGGUAAUCUAAUAUCAUAUUAUAUUUAGUGUUCAUAUGUAUUCUUUUCAUAUAAAAUUAAAUGUCCACAUAUUGCUGCAGCUGAAGAUUUUUUAUAAAUGUCUAUUAUUCCCAUAAUUUUGAGAGCUUCUGGAGCUUUUUUCUUGAAAAGAAAACAAUUAGAAGAUAGCAUCCUUUAUAAAGCUAUAUUUUAUGAAUAUGUCUAGAGAAUUUUGAUUGAAGAAUGCUACUUAGAGUUCUUUAUUGAAGGGACAAGAUCUAGAACUGGAAAAACUUUAAAUCCUAAAUUUGGAUUACUUAGUAUAGUAAGCGAUGCAGUCUUUGAUAAAAAGAUACCAAAUGCCACUAUUUUGCCAAUCACUAUCAAUUAUGAAAAAGUUUUGGAAGCAGAUACAUAUCCAUAUGAAUUAUUAGGUGAAGAGAAAGUCAAGGAAUCAUUAAUAAGAGUUAUUAAAGCAUUAAAAAUAUUAUCAUCUAAUUUUGGAAGAAUUCAUGUUGGUUUUGGGAAAAUGAUAUCUCUUAAAGAAUGGUCAAAAUAAUAAGGAUUAGAUUCUUUUGAAAAUAUGAGAGAUAGAAAAAUAGCAGUAGAAACUUUAGGAUAUGAGGUAGCUUAUAGAUUAAUUGAAGAAUUGGUAGUCAUGCCAACAGGAAUAGUAUCCUCACUUUUAUUAAUGAAUAGAAGAGGCAUUACAGAAGAUUAAUUAAUUAAACGAUUUGAAUGGGUUUUAAAAUAGAUUACAAUUAGAGGAGCUAAGACAUCUAUUACAAAUAAUGGUCAAAGUGAUGUUACAGUUAGAAAUUCUAUUGGAUUUUUAUAAGAUUUGAUUGAUAAAAAAAAGAAGAAUGUUUUUGAAUUGACAUUGAUUCCAAAGCAAGAAUACAAAAGCAUAUUGUUGUUAAGUUAUUAUAGAAAUCAAUUAGCUCAUAUUUUCUUUAGUGAAGGUAUAGUUUGUUGUGCUUUAAAUGGAUUUGGACAUUUAUUAUCUCAUAAGGAGGGUGUAAGUAUUGAAAGAUUAUGGGAAGAAAGUGAUUUUUUAUUAAAAUUGCUUAAAAGGGAAUAUGUAAUUAGAAAUAGAAUAACUACUAAGGAAUAAAUGAUUGAUUUCAUAUAUUGUAUGAUCGAUAAAAAUGUAUUAGAAAAGGUUUCAGAUAAAAUUAGAGUUAAUCAAUAAUUUGGUGAAUAAGCUUCUCAAUUUACUUGUUCAAUUAUAUGGCCCUUAGUAGAAUGUUAUUGGGCUACUAUAGUUUAUUUAUAUCAAUUAAAACGGGUGAGUGAAGCUAGUACAACCUUUGAAUUGGCAGAAUUGAUUGCACAGAUAUAAGGAUUUGCUGAAUAAAUGUUUGGAGAACAUAUAAUGGAACAUUAUGAGAGUUGCUCAAUUGAAACUAUUAAAAAUGCUAUUAACACUUACUCUACAAUGAGAUGUAUUAAUAUCAAUAAAAAGGUUGAUUCAGAAUAAGUUAACAUUUUAUUUACAGAUUAAGAAGUAUUUUUAAAAGUUAUAAUUUUUUAUAGUUAUUAGAAGUAGAAGCUUAAGUGAAAAAGUACCUUAAGAAUAAUUAUUCAAAAUCAAUAUAAAACCCUAUAGAUAUUGCAAGAUCUUUGUUAGAUUAUACCAUUAUACCAAAAUUAUGA
Paramecium pentaurelia is the source of this 3550-nucleotide messenger RNA. The record is from the annotation of a GenBank genome assembly. NCBI's taxonomy places the organism in Eukaryota, Ciliophora, Oligohymenophorea, Peniculida, Parameciidae.